AAUUUCUGUGUCGGCUGCUCUGCCCGAAGUGGCCGAAGUUCGCCGAGUUGGAACGUCUCUAUUUAUUCGGUGGUGAUUUGUGGUGCAUUAGUUAAGUUUAGUUUAUUUAGCGAAGAAUGAACGCUGCUGUCCACCCGGCUUUGAGCGAUGACGACGAAGAGCUGGACCUUUCAGAAAUCGACAUUUUCGUGAGAAGGCCCAUAGAGCCGAAGGGGUCACCGACUCGAACUUCUUCGGGCUCUUCCAAAUUUCUGUCGCAGACCUCGUCGGCACCAUUAUACGUGCGCCCCGAUCUACGAAUGAGGUUCCAAGAGGCAAGCGGAGAGGCCAGUCAGCUGCGCGAAAGGACGGCCGCCCUGAGCAGAAGAACCGAGCAGCGCAGGCGGUGUAGGCUCAGGAAGAGGCUCGCCAGGGAAGCGAACGCUGCUCCGGAAGGCACCACUCAAACUGAGAGCUCGGACUGGUUCGGAGUGAGGGAGUUCCUCACCGUGAACGACCACUUGGCCGGACCAGUGUCCCACGGAGACUGCGGCCCCAAGACAGAGCUGGAGAGUCUGGUGGACGCAGCCAUUGCAGAAGGGGACCUGGAUAGGGCCGAGAUGCUCAGCAAUCACCUGGCCGACCGACAGUUUGCUGUGAAGAUUGCCAAUGCCUUUGCUGCCAAGCGCUUUGCUGAGGAACAGAAAGCGAAGAAGCUGAAAGAGUAUGUGAAGAGGCAGAGGAAGUUACCGUGGGGGUUUGAAGCGAAGGAGAGGUGGCAGAUGAAGGGGAACAUGUGACACUGCCCGGAGACGUUCUGGAGCUGCCUGGAAUGGUUUCCAGUUGAAAAUAAAGCCUACUUCGCUCUGGGCACCCAAAAUGGUGCCAAACUCGUCGGGGGAGCGAUGCUGGGUGUA
Messenger RNA from Ixodes scapularis (black-legged tick), 896 nucleotides. Its product is annotated as protein FAM204A. The transcript is spliced from 6 exons. The coding region runs from base 117 to 779 and encodes 220 amino acids. The record is from RefSeq and is a predicted model, not a curated record. Lineage: Eukaryota; Metazoa; Arthropoda; Arachnida; Ixodida; Ixodidae.